UGUGCGAUGCCCGACGAACCGGCCGCGACGCACAAUAAUAAUGCAAACCUUCUCGCCGAUUACAUGUUUCCGAUGCCAACCGAACCCGCGCCGAUGAUGGACUUUAGCGGCCUAGGAAGCACCAGCAGCAUGGCGCCUGGGCAGUUCGCAACGACGGGAGCCGAUUACGCCAACACCAAACCUUGGGUCCUGGGAUCCCUCUUCGGCACCAACCACAAUGGCGACGCCCUCGACAUGGGGAUGUGCUGGGCGCUGAGCGGCGAGGGUGAAUGCACUUGCCACGCGGGCGUCACGGAGCUGCUGGCGUCGAUGCGCGGCAGCGGCACCAGCAACGACCAGCGGCUGUCACUCGACGCGCAGCUCGCCAAGCUGAAGCUUUGCAUCAUGUCGUCCGAAACGUCGAUGGCGUGCUCGCACGGCGGCGAGGACUCCGAGCCCAUCCACAUCAUGGCCGUGGCCAUGCUCAUCGGCUACGUUAUUGACGACUUCAAGAUGCUCGCCAACGACUCCGCGCCGCGCAAGGCGUCGUCGUCGUCGUCGGCGGCCGAGAUGGCGACCUUGGGGAACGCCGAGAGGGGGACCAAGCCCAUGCCCAUGCCCAGCCGGGCCAACACGCCAACCAACAUGUCCCUGGGAGGCCUCAUGGAGCCGCGGCUGUCGUGGGGCGUGCUCGAACUAGAGGAGGACGACGAGAUGGACCUCCGACAGCGGCUGUACCUGCUGUCAUUCCGCAAGCUGGAGCGGCUGCUGUCGCAGCUUACACUGUAUCUGCGCGAUCUGCACAACCAGUGGGCCGGCCUCCCAGACCCGUCGCGGCACACGGCGUUUAUGAUUGCGUGCGAUUACACGCGCAUAUGGCUCGAGAAGAAGGCCGGUGACGUCAAGAGAAUGUUUUCAGUGCCCGCGAGAGACGAGACGAUGGAUUCAGCGCUUGCAUAGCAUUUUUUAUUUCAUUGAGUUUGUGAUGCAUGAUGAACAUUUUAGCACGGCGGCGUUUCUGUUUUCUUUGUUUUUUUUUGUUUGGGGCGUUGGGGAAAAUAUGCAUGAAGUUACACUUCCUCGGUGCACCCUUUGUAUCUAUGCAUUCAGUGCUGUUGCGUCUCACGGGUAAGGCUCCGGCCGGAUGUCGGGUUCGAGUGGAACGGUCCGUAGCAUGGCCUCUACGCAGUAAAACCUUGGUAUAGUCAUACGGCUUUUCGGAGGGCUAUGGAGGGUAUUACUGUAUCAAGAGUCACAUGUAAGUGAUUUGUAUACCAAUGGUCUCCAAAACAGCAAGGUCAAGGGGGCACUCCUCCAUAUAAAAAAGCCCCUGGUCAGUGUAAUAUUGGUGAGCCGGGGCUUAUGAUACCAUAGUAAGCAAGUUAUUAUAAUAGCCC
Mytilinidion resinicola is the source of this 1376-nucleotide messenger RNA. RefSeq lists its product as uncharacterized. Lineage: Eukaryota; Fungi; Ascomycota; Dothideomycetes; Mytilinidiales; Mytilinidiaceae. The transcript has a single exon. The record is from RefSeq and is a predicted model, not a curated record. The coding region runs from base 94 to 939 and encodes 281 amino acids.